GCUGCUGCGCUGAGCCCAGAAUGGGCAGGGGGCGCGUCCAUUUAAAGACCGCUGGACGUGCACAGCGGUUGUCCGAGCUCAGCGUCCAGACAGGUGCAGGCGUAGCUAAGCCAUCUGGGAAUGGGGCGGGCCGUGUUUCCUUGAUCGACUUUUGUGAGCCCUCGGUCCCCGGCGGAACGGAAAUCAUGGCCCAACUUGAGGGCUCCCAGGCCCCGUUGGAAUUCGGGGGACCCUUGGGCACCGCGGCGAUGCUGGUUCUGCUGCCCGCCACCAUGUUCCACCUGCUCCUGGUGGCUCGCUCCGGCCCCGCGCGCCUCCUGGGCCCACCACCAUACCUGCCCGGGCUGGAGGAGCUGUGGAGCCCACGGGCGCUGCUGCUAUUGUUCGCCUGGCUCGGCCUGCAGGCGGUGCUCUACCUGCUGCCUGCCCGCAAGGUGGCCGAGGGGCUGGAACUGAAGGACAAGAGUCGCCUGCGCUACCCUAUUAAUGGCUUCCAGGCCCUAGUGCUGACAACCCUGUUGAUGGGGCUGGGGGUGACAGCGGGGCUGCCCCUGGGGGCACUCCCGGAAAUGUUCCUGCCUUUGGCCUUUGCAACAACACUCACCAGCUUCAUCUUCAGCCUCCUCCUCUAUGUGAAGGCGCUGGUAGCUCCUGCCUCAGCGCUGGCCCCAGGGGGAAGCUCAGGCAAUCCGGUUUACGACUUCUUCCUGGGACGGGAGCUCAACCCUCGCAUUGGUUCCUUUGACUUCAAAUAUUUCUGUGAGCUGAGGCCUGGCCUCAUCGGCUGGGUCCUCAUCAACCUUGCCCUCCUGGUUCGGGAGGCAGAGCUUCGGGGGAGUCCCUCACUGGCCAUGUGGCUGGUCAAUGGCUUCCAGCUGCUGUAUGUGGGUGAUGCUCUCUGGUAUGAGGAGGCUGUCCUCACCACCAUGGACAUCACACAUGAUGGGUUUGGCUUCAUGCUGGCUUUUGGGGACCUGGCCUGGGUACCUUUCACCUACAGCUUGCAGGCCCAAUUUCUGCUGUACCAUCCCCAGCCUCUGGGGUGGCCCAUGGCCUUGUUCAUCUGCCUCAUCCAAGCUGUUGGUUACUACAUCUUCCGUGGUGCUAACUCUCAGAAAAACACUUUCCGAAAGAAUCCUUCUGAUCCCAGUGUGGCUGGUCUUGAAACCAUCCCUACUGCUACAGGGCGGCAGCUGCUGGUGUCUGGGUGGUGGGGUAUGGUUCGUCAUCCCAACUACCUUGGAGAUAUCAUCAUGGCUCUGGCCUGGUCCUUGCCCUGUGGGGUGUCUCACCUGCUCCCCUACUUCUACGUCCUCUACUUCACCGUGCUGCUGGUGCACCGGGAGGCCCGAGACGAGCAGCAGUGCCUACGCAAGUACGGCCGGGCUUGGCGCGAGUACUGCAAGCGUGUGCCUUACCGCAUCAUGCCCUAUGUCUACUGAGGCAGCUUGGCCUACUGGAGCAAGCCUGGGCACAUCUGGGCUCAAGGGCCUGCACCCAAUGCCACCAAAAUCUCCACCAGGCAGGGAUAAGCAGCCCCAGAGGAGGUUUGAAGCAAGAGGAAAAAGCGGGAGCCCCCAAACAGAGACAUUUUCCCCUGUUGGAUAAAUAUUUGGAACUCUU
This is a messenger RNA of Nannospalax galili (Upper Galilee mountains blind mole rat), 1623 nucleotides long. RefSeq names its product transmembrane 7 superfamily member 2 (gene Tm7sf2). The record is from RefSeq and is a predicted model, not a curated record. Lineage: Eukaryota; Metazoa; Chordata; Mammalia; Rodentia; Spalacidae. Gene Ontology annotation, biological process: sterol biosynthetic process. The coding region runs from base 21 to 1442 and encodes 473 amino acids. Gene Ontology annotation, cellular component: nuclear inner membrane; endoplasmic reticulum membrane. Gene Ontology annotation, molecular function: oxidoreductase activity, acting on the CH-CH group of donors, NAD or NADP as acceptor. The transcript has 10 exons.